AUGUGGAUGAAUAAAUUCAAUUUUCAUUUAUCUAAGAUAAGAUUAUUACAGGAAACACCAUUGUCAAUAACGAAAAAUACUGGUCUAAAGUCAAUUAAAUGGCUUAGUCCAAUUAGGAGUGUUCAAACAAAUAUAGAUUGUAGUUCCUUUGUGCCAUUUUCUUUGAAGCAAAGAAAUGACCAAAAAUCACGUAACAAAUAUAAAUAUACCAAAUGGUUUGGUAAAGGUUUAUUAACUUUAUUAGUACCAUAUACAGGCUAUGCAAUUUAUGUUACUCUUUCUACAGCAAAGGAGAUAGAAUAUAGACGUCAAAAAUGUGAUAGUUUGAUUUCUAAUAGAGGAUCUUUAAGAGACACAGAGACAACCUUGAUAAAGUAUUCCCCAUUACAGGUCCUCGGGAGAUACGAAAAUCCAUUUGUAGAGUAUAGAAUCCAAACCAUACACGAAUUCUUCUUUAACAGAAUAAUAGAAUUAUUUGAAAGAAAUAGGGGUGGUAUCCCACCUGAUAAGAGACAAAUGAACAAAUUAAUGCCUGUUCAUAAACCCCAUUGGACUAAGUCUGAUAAUUCAGAUGGAAAUUUGUCAAUGGAGAAAGAUUGUAUUAUAAAUUAUAAAAUAUUGGAUCAGCAGGAGACGAAAACUAUGUUUUCAAAGGGGAAGAACCAAAAUAAUGGUGGAAGACAACCCCUUUUAGAAAAUGUUGAUAAAAAUUCAAUACCUAUAUAUAGCACUUGGUUGGGUCAAUCAUGUAAUUAUAUUGAAUAUAAUAAUCUUAAGAUCUUAACAGAUCCUCUUUUUAGUGAUUUUUUAAUUCAUGAAACUUUAGGUCCUAAAAGAAUAACAGGUAUUCCAUGUACAAUUGAAGACAUUCCACAACCAGAUAUCAUUCUUGUGUCACAUAAUCAUCCUGAUCAUUUGGAUUUGAAAAGCUUAAACCAUUGGAAAAAUGUAGAUGACACAUUAUGGAUUAUACCAAAGGGUAUGAACAAAUUUUUCAUGAAAAAUAAUGUUAAAAAUUUUAUUGAGUUAUCAUGGUGGGAGACAUGUCAACUAGAAACUCAGAAUGGUAAUACAUAUAAUAUUACAUCUACUCCAGCAAUGCAUUGGUCAGGAAGAUCUAUUUUAGAUACAAAUGAAAGUCUUUGGUGCUCAUUUAUGCUAACACAUAAGAACAAGCCAAUUCUUUUUCAUGCAGGUGACACUGGAUAUGUUAAAGAUCUUUACGUUAGAAUAAAAAAGGCAUUUGGUGGAGGCUGCAGAUUAGCUUUAUUACCCUGUGGACAAUACUGUCCAGAAUGGCAUCAAAAACCAAGACAUAUUAAUCCUCAAGAAGUUAUUAAAAUUAUGUAUGAUAUGGAUAUUGAAAAUGUUUUGGGAGUACACUGGGGUACGUUUGUAUUAAGCGGUGAAUACUUUUUAGAACCUAAGGAAAGAUUAGAAAGGUUAGCCGAAUUCAAAGGUGUAAGAGAUAGAUGUUACUGCCCUGAGUUAGGAAGAACAGAGAAAUUUUAA
This is a messenger RNA of Arxiozyma heterogenica, 1512 nucleotides long. It is a transcript of the gene FMP30, whose product is annotated as N-acetylphosphatidylethanolamine-hydrolyzing phospholipase D. Gene Ontology annotation, biological process: N-acylethanolamine metabolic process; N-acylphosphatidylethanolamine metabolic process. The transcript has a single exon. The record is from RefSeq and is a predicted model, not a curated record. NCBI's taxonomy places the organism in Eukaryota, Fungi, Ascomycota, Saccharomycetes, Saccharomycetales, Saccharomycetaceae. The coding region runs from base 1 to 1512 and encodes 503 amino acids. Gene Ontology annotation, molecular function: N-acylphosphatidylethanolamine-specific phospholipase D activity. Gene Ontology annotation, cellular component: cytoplasm; membrane-bounded organelle.